AUGGUGGCGGUUGCUUACGUCCCUACAGAAGGAGGAAUGCAGGGCGCCGGCUACGUCGCCGUGGUCGCGCGCCUCCGCUCCUGCCGGGCGCGCGUCGUGCCCUCGUCCACGUGCGACUUCUCGGCCGUGCGCCGGCUCAUGUGCGGCGAGGUGGGCUACGAGGCGCCCGUCGUCUACGCCAACAUCCUCCUGGGCACCGCGCCGCCGCUGGGCGCCGUCGCGGCCUCCUACGCGCUCAUCCUCCGCGAGUGCCGCGGGCAGCGGCUCCCCGGCGGGCGCCGGAGGGCCCUGAGCACGUGCGUCACGCACCUGCUCCUCGUGCUCGUCUACUUCACGUCGAUCUUCUUCACGUUCGCCACGGGCCUCAGGCUGGGCGCGACCAUGUCCGGCGAGGGGGUGACCGCCCUCCAGACCGUCCAAGUCAUCCUGCCGCCCGUGCUGAACCCAGUCAUCUACGGACUCAGGACGGCGGAGGUCAGGCGAGGGCUGGCGAGGUUGUUGCCAACUAAAAUAUGGCCCAGCAGUUAG
Petromyzon marinus (sea lamprey) is the source of this 528-nucleotide messenger RNA. Lineage: Eukaryota; Metazoa; Chordata; Hyperoartia; Petromyzontiformes; Petromyzontidae. The record is from RefSeq and is a predicted model, not a curated record.